Messenger RNA from Ichthyophthirius multifiliis, 805 nucleotides. Its product is annotated as soul heme-binding protein, putative. The transcript has a single exon. The record is from RefSeq and is a predicted model, not a curated record. Lineage: Eukaryota; Ciliophora; Oligohymenophorea; Hymenostomatida.
AUAAAAAAGAAUAUUUAAAUAAAUUUUAUUAAAAAAAUAUGAAUAAAUAAUUAUUUACUUUAUUAACUGGUGCAAUAGCAAUUACAUUACUCUACCAUUUUAAUGUAUUCCAAAUGAUAGGCUAAAUCUUUGGUUUUAACGGUGUAAAAGAACCUUAAUACUCUUUGAUAUAAAAGACUCCUUAUUAAAUAAGAAAAUACGAAUCUUAUGUAAUAGCGAAAAUAGCCAUGAAAGAGGAUAAUAAAGACUAAGCUUUUAGGGCUUUAGCUAGAUAUAUUGGUGUAUUUGGAAAACCUGAAAAUACUUAAAAUCAAUCACUUGUUAUGACUGUUCCAGUAUUAUAAGAACCUGUAAAAAUGGAAAUGACUGCUCCUGUUAUUUUCGAAAACGGAUAUAUGUCAUUUGUACUUCCUGAAAAAUACAAAUAAGUUGAAUAGUCUCCUUAACCUUUAAAUAAAGAGAUUUCUUUAGAAAAAGUAGAUGAAAAAAAUAUUGCUGUUCUAUAGUUUUCUGGAUAUGGAAAAAAUGAAGAUUUUAAUCAAAAACUUGAAGAAUUAAUUCAAUUAAUGAAAAAAGACAAACAUAUUAAAGAAAAUGCUAAAUAAGAAGAUUUAAAUGUUUAAUUUGCAAGAUAUAAUCCUCCUUUUUGUAUUCCAAUGUUUAGAAGAAAUGAAGUUUGGAUUAAUAUGGAAAAAUGAAAAAUAUAUUUAGAUUUAUAUUUCAUUGAAUUAUUUUUUAUAAAACAUAUAUAUUUUUAAGAAUUUUAAUAUAAUUUAAGUUUUAUUAUAAAUGAUCUAAUUAUUAA